AUGAAGUGUAGAAGGAGAAACACCAUAGCUCGGAGCUCCAUCUCCAUAGCCACUACUCUCAACUCUAGUCAGGCUUUUGCUGUCAAGUCAGCGGACUUACAUGACUACAAGCAACUCAAGACAACACAGAAAAUUCUCUUCACACUCAUCAGUCCUCAAAUUGUGGCCUAUAAAAGCUGUGAUGUCACGAUAGAGAAUGGAAUAAUGCAUGGCAAUGUGAAGGGGCAGAAUGACUUGGUGAUAGCACAAGGAGCCAAGAUAGCUGAUUUCGGUUGCGCUCUUAGGUGGUGGCUGAUGGUGAAGCACUAUCUACAUGAUAAUGACCUUGUUACGGUACUUUAUCGGAUUCGUUUCUGGGAUGAGGUGCCGAAAAUUCCAAACCAUGUCUCAGAGGAAGAAAAAGAUUUCUUGACGAAAUAUUACAAGAGAGACCCUAGUGAGAGGGGGUUGGUUGAGGAACUUCUUGUGCAUGGAUUUGUUCAUGCCUUUAAUGAGCAUACUGAUUAUAAGCUCGAGUUGGGAAUAGUGUAUGGCGAUGUGAAGGAGCAGAAUGACUUGGUGACAACACAACGAGUCAAGAUAGCUGAUUUUGAUUGUACUAUUAGGGUUGUGGCUGAUGUGAGGGUAUGA
Messenger RNA from Arachis duranensis, 630 nucleotides. RefSeq lists its product as uncharacterized. The record is from RefSeq and is a predicted model, not a curated record. The transcript is spliced from 4 exons. Bases 1 to 630 code for a protein of 209 amino acids. NCBI's taxonomy places the organism in Eukaryota, Viridiplantae, Streptophyta, Magnoliopsida, Fabales, Fabaceae.